AUGUUUCCGCACCCACGGAUGACCCCCAAGGUUUACUUGAGGCGAAAAGAAUAUUUCUUAAUAAUGUUGUCCAAGGCUAUUGCCGUCCUGGCGGCGGCGACGUUGACGUCGGCCGCUACGCCCAUGGGCUUUAUGCCCCAAUCAAACACUCCCCUAAUUGUUUCUUACGGAGGCAUCUCGGCACUGGAUGGCGUGAACCUGCCUAGAGAUUCUAGUCAGACGCAACCCACAAUUGCGACCGAGCAGCAGCUCAAGGGCCAGUAUGCAGUGAUAAUGGUGGAUAUCGACGUCCCGACCAACCAACCUCCCAAGACCGGAACUCUCCUCCACUGGAUGCAGACCGGUCUAAUGUCUGCCGAUACCCCGACGACGCUCAACACGACCGCCGGGCCCAAGAAGGUGUUCCUCAUGCAGAACAAGAUGAACGCAGCCGCUCUGGCGCCGUACAUUGGCCCCAACCCGCCCGCGAGAGAGCCUCUCAGCCAUAGAUACACCUUUGUCGCGGUCGACCACACGAUGAUUACGCAGCAAGGCCUGAUGGCCCUCUCCGGCGCGGCUCAGAGCCGUCGUGACUUCAACGUCAUGAACGGCCUCAUGGCGGCUGGUCUCUCAGACAAGGUUGUCGCCGGUAACUUCUUCCGCGUUACGAACGCCGGACCCGUUGGUGCUGGUCAAGGAACUGGUGGUGGAGGUAGCCGCGGUAACAGCACCGGUGGCGGAGGCGGUACCAUGCAGCCUAAGCCGAUGCCGAUGCCCGCCCCUGCGCCUCCUGCCGGAACCCCGACUACCCCCGGUGGCGGUGGAAUGCCCGGUAUGCCCAACAUGCCCGGCAUGAGCAUGGCUCCCGGUAUGACGAUGCCCAUGCCCGGUAUGCCGGGUGCUAGCGCGCCCCCUAUUGGUGGUGCUCAGCCGUCGAACCCUGCCCGCGCCAGUGGUCUCAGCCUCGCUCCUGGUCUCGGCCUCAUGACCAUGGGUCUCUGCCUCAUCGGUUCCCUGUUCGUCUUCAUGUAA
Colletotrichum lupini is the source of this 1011-nucleotide messenger RNA. RefSeq lists its product as uncharacterized. The coding region runs from base 1 to 1011 and encodes 336 amino acids. Gene Ontology annotation, molecular function: peptidase inhibitor activity; phospholipid binding. Gene Ontology annotation, biological process: regulation of proteolysis; regulation of Ras protein signal transduction. The transcript is spliced from 3 exons. The record is from RefSeq and is a predicted model, not a curated record. Lineage: Eukaryota; Fungi; Ascomycota; Sordariomycetes; Glomerellales; Glomerellaceae.